AUGAAAGUUGAGCCUGAUACCUCUUUGCAUGUAAAGCAAAUCCUUUCUCGAAUUAAAAUAAUAUGUCAAAAAAUCAAUACUCCCCACCCAUUAGGUGUUUUUUAUGGAGAGAACCCUUUCGAUUACUCCUUUAGCCUAAUAUCGUUUCAAAUCAUACUAAUCAUUUUAAUUUCUCGGAUUAUUCGUCUUCUUCUUAAGCCUCUAAAGCAGCCCAAAAUUGUCUCUGACAUCCUUGGUGGCAUAAUAAUUGGACCCUCUGUACUCGGACAAAGCCCGACAUUUACUCGCACAUUGUUCCCAGAAAAUGCUGUUUUUUUGGUGCAGAAUGUUGGAAUUAUGGGUUUUAUGUAUUUCCUUUUCUUGGCUGGAGUUAAAAUGGAUCUCAACCUGGUUCGAAAAUCAGGAAGGAAACAUAUGUGGACUGCCAUGAUAGGAGUUAUAGUACCCGCUAUAGUUGUGGCUAUGGUCGGGGCCGUUCUUCAAUCAUCCAUGGAUAAAGAACUUGGAAGAGUCUCUGGAAUUGGAGCAGUUGCUACAAAUUUGGCUUUAACAUCAUUUCCUGUGAUUUAUCUCGUCCUCAAAGAGCUAAACCUGCUUAGCUCAGAGGUAGGACGGAUGGCAUUGGCAGUAGCUGUAAUUGGGGAUUUACUUGGUAUUUUUGUUAUCAUUAUUUUUGAGGCAUUGAAACAAGGUGAAUUCAGCACUCAAAGUGCUUUAUGGUAUUCGGUUUCCACAGCUAUUAUAUGGGUAUUUUUUGUCAUUCCUGUUCGAAGAGUAAUGGCUUGGAUUGUUAGGAGAACCCCAGAAGGGAAACCAGCAGAUCAAGGCUUUGUGAUUCUCAUCUUAUUAGGGGUACUUGUGAUGGGAUUCUUCACUGACAUGUUUGGAAUAGCCAUUGCUAAUGGGUCUUUGUGGUUUGGGUUGGUCGUGCCUGAUGGUCCUCCAUUAGGAGCUACAAUUGUGGAGAAGAGCGAGACCAUAGUGAUGGAAAUUUUGAUGCCAUUUGCAUUUGCCUUCAUAGGUUUAUGCACCAAUGUGGUUUCCAUGGCCAGUUAUGGCUGGUCAGGAUUAGCACCUCUCUUUACCAUGUUUAUUGUUGGAUAUAUAUCUAAAAUUGGUUCAGUUUGGAUGUCUGCUCUCUACUUCGAUAUGCCAAUGAAAGAAAGCCUCGCCCUGGGUCUUAUUUUGAAUUUGAGAGGCCAAUUUGAGAUUUUGAUUUAUAUCCAUUGGAUGGAUAAACGGAUAAUUGGUAUCCCAAUGUUCACAAUGUUGGUGAUAUUAACAGUUCUGGUGACUGCCAUAUGCACUCCAUUGAUCGGCAAGCUCUACAAUCCAACGAGGCCUUACAUGGUAAAUAGAAGAAGAACCAUACAACAUAACCCUCCAGGGAAAGAGCUUCGCACAGUAAUAUGCAUCUUUGAUGAAGAAAAUGUAGCUGGUCUCAUUGAUCUCCUUGAGGUUUCAUAUCCAACACAUAAUAAUCCGUUCUCAAUUUAUGGUCUCCAUCUGGUGGAUCUUGUAGGCCGUGCAACUCCAGUGUUUAUAGACCAUGAUAAAUUAGACGAGCCUUUGAAGUAUACAGAACACGAAACCAUCUAUAAUGCCUUUAAAAUUUAUCAAGAAGCAAGGCGUGAUUUUGUAAAGCUCCAUUUCUUCACAGCUUUUGCUGCAAAGCGAACCAUGUACCAAGACAUCUGUGAGUUAGCUUUGUCGAGUAAAGCUUCUCUCAUUAUUUUGCCAUUUGAAAAGGGAAUGCUAGAUGCUCCUCCAAGAACUGAAAUUGUGAGGCAUGGACAUGGAACGCAGUCCAUAAGUUCAAAUGUCAUAGCUCAUGCACCUUGCUCAGUUGGAAUUCUUAUUGACAAGGGUCAUGUUCGCAAACCAUUUAUGUUACACAACAUUGGACAAACAUUCAACAAUUAUGUUAUGUUAUUUUUAGGAGGUGCAGAUGCUCGAGAGGCACUUACAUAUGCGGAUCGAAUGGCUAUGAAUCCUGAGGUUUCUCUCCUGGUAGUAAGGGUCCUUGCAUAUAAUGACGAGGGAAAUAAUGAGUUAGAGAAGAAGCUCGAUGAUGGGGUGGUGACAUCGUUUUGGGUGAAAAAUGAGAAGAAUGAAAGAGUGAUUUAUAGAGAGGUUGUGGUGAGGAAUGGAGAAGAAACUUUGGCCGCAAUCCAAGCCUUUAAUAAUAGUGCUAAUGACCUUUGGAUUGUUGGAAGGAAACAAGGGAUAAAUUCUGUCAUCCUUCAAGGAUUGUCAAAUUGGGGUGAAAAUCAUGAAUUGGGAGUCAUAGGAGAUUAUAUUGCAUCUCUUGAUUUUGGUAGUACAGCUUCUGUUUUAGUAAUACAUCAACAAGUUAUGAGAGGCCAAGGGAUGCCUACAAGUGAAUCAUAAAGAAAUUUUCUUUGUGUAAUCCUUAAUUGUUGCAAAUAUACUUUGAAGGAAUUGAGAAAAAGAAAUUUCGUGUGUAGUAACUUAU
Messenger RNA from Hevea brasiliensis (rubber tree), 2476 nucleotides. RefSeq names its product cation/H(+) antiporter 24-like. Gene Ontology annotation, molecular function: antiporter activity. The record is from RefSeq and is a predicted model, not a curated record. Lineage: Eukaryota; Viridiplantae; Streptophyta; Magnoliopsida; Malpighiales; Euphorbiaceae. Gene Ontology annotation, cellular component: endomembrane system; membrane. Gene Ontology annotation, biological process: proton transmembrane transport; regulation of pH. The coding region runs from base 1 to 2391 and encodes 796 amino acids. The transcript is spliced from 3 exons.